CGUAAGGAGGCGCUGACAGAGAAGGGAGGUUGGGGUGGUGGUGGGGGAGGUGAGGGGGGAGAACGGAAAGUGGAGGGAGCGAGCAUAGGCGGCUCCGCCAUUCUUUCCACAUCGCCUCCCUUCGGUCUCUCCGCGCCCAACUCCUCCGAUUCCUCCACCACCUUCCCCUCCCCCACAUAUCUAUAUACAUGGCUCCUUCCAUCGAAGGAAAGCGGCCCGAGGUGAAGUCACCAAUGAACACCACCUGCUGCAACCGGGAGGAGAUCACUCCCCGGUACAGGGUCACGGUGGUCGGCAGCGGCAACUGGGGCAGCGUCGCCGCCAAACUCAUCGCCUCCAACACCGUCAAGCUUCCCAUCUUCCACGAUGAAGUACGGAUGUGGGUGUUCGAAGAGAUACUGCCUGGUGGAGAGAAGCUGUCCAAGGCGAUCAAUCAAACUAAUGAGAAUGUAAAGUACCUUCCAGGCAUAAAGCUCGGAAAGAAUGUGAUUGCAGAUCCUGACCUUGAGAAUGCAGUGAAAGAAGCAAACAUGCUGGUCUUUGUAACUCCCCACCAGUUCGUUGCGGGCAUAUGCAAAAGGCUUGUAGGGAAAAUAAAACCCAAUACAGAGGCCAUCUCUCUGAUUAAGGGUAUGGAGGUUAAAACGGAGGGGCCAUGCAUGAUCUCGAAACUUAUAACUGAUAUGCUGGGGAUCAACUGUUGUGUUCUCAUGGGUGCUAACAUCGCUAAUGAGAUUGCUGUUGAGAAGUUCAGCGAAGCGACAAUUGGCUACAGACAAGAUAAGGAGGUUGCACAAAGAUGGGCUAGAUUAUUCUGCACCCCUUACUUCCUAGUAUCUGUGGUACAGGAUGUGGAAGGAGUAGAGCUCUGUGGGACUCUGAAGAAUGUGGUUGCUAUUGCAGCAGGUCUUGUGGAUGGCAUGAACAUGGGAAAUAACACAAAGGCAGCAAUAAUGAGGAUUGGUUUAAGGGAGAUGCGUGCACUUUCAAAACUGCUAUUCCCUUCUGUUAGAGACAGCACCUUCUUUGAAAGCUGCGGUGUGGCCGAUCUAAUAACAACUUGUCUUGGAGGGAGAAACAGAAAAGUUGCCGAGGCUUUUGCAAAAUGUGGUGGCAAAAGAUCAUUUGAUGAGCUAAAAGCUAAAGCUACUUCAAUUCUACAAUAAAGCUUCUUCAAUUAU
Molecule: messenger RNA, 1181 nt
Organism: Musa acuminata AAA Group (dessert banana)
Lineage: Eukaryota; Viridiplantae; Streptophyta; Magnoliopsida; Zingiberales; Musaceae
Product: glycerol-3-phosphate dehydrogenase [NAD(+)]-like
Exons: 1
Coding region: 189-1166 (325 amino acids)
Biological process (GO): carbohydrate metabolic process; glycerol-3-phosphate catabolic process
Cellular component (GO): glycerol-3-phosphate dehydrogenase (FAD) complex; cytosol
Molecular function (GO): protein homodimerization activity; NAD binding; glycerol-3-phosphate dehydrogenase [NAD(P)+] activity
Source: RefSeq, a predicted model, not a curated record